Aphanomyces astaci is the source of this 536-nucleotide messenger RNA. RefSeq lists its product as hypothetical. Lineage: Eukaryota; Oomycota; Saprolegniomycetes; Saprolegniales; Verrucalvaceae. The coding region runs from base 35 to 472 and encodes 145 amino acids. Gene Ontology annotation, molecular function: box H/ACA snoRNA binding. Gene Ontology annotation, biological process: snRNA pseudouridine synthesis; rRNA pseudouridine synthesis. The record is from RefSeq and is a predicted model, not a curated record. The transcript has a single exon. Gene Ontology annotation, cellular component: nucleolus; box H/ACA snoRNP complex.
UGCAUUUUCAAGCCAUAGAUCCAUUAAAGCGAGUAUGAGCGACACGGAAGAAUCGACCAAGGGCGUGACGUACGAGGAGCGCGUCAAGCACGUGAGCGUGAUCGCGCAGCCUCUGGCGGUGAAGAAGCUCACCAAGAAGCUGUACAAACUCGUCAAAAAGUCCACCAAGGUCAAGUGCACGAAGCGAGGGGUGAAGGAAGUGGUCAAGGCCAUUCGCAAGGGCGAAAAGGGGCUGUGUGUGAUUGCCGGUGAUAUUUCGCCCAUCGACGUCAUCUCCCACAUUCCCGUGCUGUGCGAAAGCAACGACAUCGCGUACGUAUUCACGCCGUCCAAGGUCGACCUGGGCGCGUCGGCGUCGUCGAAGCGCCCCACUAGCUGCAUCAUGAUCACCCCCGGCAAGCACGGGUUCAACGUCCAAGAAUCGUACGACGAACUCUUGGUAGAAGUCAAGAAAAUUCAGCCCACCUAUUAGUUAUGUAGUCUAUCCUUUGUUAACAAUAUAUUCCAACGAAAAUACAGAAACCUCAAGAGCUCCA